Caenorhabditis elegans is the source of this 1163-nucleotide messenger RNA. RefSeq lists its product as uncharacterized. The record is from RefSeq and is marked reviewed. Lineage: Eukaryota; Metazoa; Nematoda; Chromadorea; Rhabditida; Rhabditidae. The transcript has 5 exons. Bases 5 to 826 code for a protein of 273 amino acids.
GUAAAUGGAAACGAUUACGGCUUUUUCAAGCACUAGAUGUGCCGUCACUAAUGCUGUUUACAUCGUUAACAGCGAUUGGAUAAUCAUGAAAUUACCAAAAGAGUUUAAGGAGAUUACGGGAUUGCAAGUUUGGAGAGAACGGUUUUCCCGAUUAUUGCCACCACAAGAUAUUUGUACUGAACAAGAGUCUUUGAACUGGAUUCAGGAUUGUAUAAAUCAUUGCAUUGCCGAUUUUAAAAAAGCUGCGCAUUGCUUAAGAAUUGCAAAUCAACAUAUACCUUUUGAAUCAAGUGAAAGCGCAUUCAGGAAAGUUGAGAAUUCUGCAACGAGAACCUUGUUUCAAAAUGUAGAAAAUCCAGAAUGGCUCUUUGUUCCCACUGCGCAAUGUAAAAUCAUGCUACCAGUAUCUUUUCUUGUGGAAGGUGAUGCAAUAGAGGUUUUUGUUGCUCAAGUCCGGAACCAAUAUGAGCCACGCCCGUUGUACGGAACUCACUAUCAUUAUGAGCCCGAAGACCAUUCUGAAGAUUUUGAGGCGUUCAGAUCGAUUGUUUUUAUGUGGAUCAGAAAGUGGAACCCAGUCGAUGAUGAUCAAAUGCGUAAAGUUGCCAAUAAACUCAAGAAAUUCUGCAAUGAUUCGCCAUUGCCAAAACUGUUCAAUCAGACGUAUAGCAAUCAAAACGACACAGAUGGAACAUUAAAUUCUCCAGACCAAAUUGAUCGCAACUUCUCAAUACAACUGGAAAUGCUGCGAAACAAGCUGUUCGUCGAUCAUGUGAUAAGAUUUGACAUUCUCGGGCACAAUCCAUUUAAUACUGUGACUGUUUAAUUUUUCUCAUCGAAAUUUCUAAGUGGCUCCACGAUGAGCGAGAAGAAGACACUAAUUGUACACCAUCACUUUUCUAUCUUUCUUUUUUACACUUAAACACUUGAUUCUUUCUUAAAAAUUAUAUGUUUUUCUCACUUCUUAAUAUCAAAAUUUCAUGAUUGGUCGGCAAUCGACAGCUUUCUUUAAAAAAAAGAAAUUAGCAAUCUUUCAGUUUUUUUUUUUAAAGAAACCCCUUUAAAACAUUUACUCUACAUAAAUUGUUAGCAACCCCUUCCCUGACAAUUGGCGAUCCCGUCCAAAAGUUCAAGGUUCCUGUUUUCAUUUUUUUUUUAAAGAA